GCUCGCACGGUGGCUCGGAUUGUGGCUCGGAUGGUGAUGAGGAGAAUCAUGAUUGCGCGGAUGAGAUGCACGAAGCGUUGGAGAAUGGAGAGAAUCAACAAGACGAUGGAAAUAAACUGGAAAACGAAGCAAAUGCGAAAAGGAGAGGACCGAGAACGACGAUUAAAGCAAAACAGCUGGAGACUCUGAAGAAUGCUUUCGCUACCACGCCAAAACCAACCCGCCAUGUUAGAGAGCAAUUAGCGCAAGAGACAGGACUGAAUAUGAGAGUGAUACAGGUCUGGUUCCAAAACCGGCGCUCAAAGGAACGUCGCAUGAAACAGUUGCGCUUCGGUGGCUAUCGACCGGCAAGGAGAAGUCGUGGAGGACGAGAUGAUCUUGGAGACGUUUACGGGCAUGAUGGUGCCUUUUUCGCUGCUGCACCGAUGGGCUUUUAUUGUGGAGACAUCUAUGCGAGUGCUGGCGAUCGACCGCCAUUGCAUCCACCAUUUCCGAUUGGACCCGACGGGACACCAUUGAUAGUGACGCCAAUGACCGAGGGUGGGCUGUCCGAGUGCUCGUCGCCGACCCUGGGUGGACCCGGGGCAGGCCUGCUGGGCCCUCCAACCGGGGACUACGGUGAUGACCCCCACGCUCCGUUCCGAGAGCUCCCCUCACUCUAUUAUGCACACAAUCCACCAAUUCAA
Mesorhabditis belari is the source of this 686-nucleotide messenger RNA. The record is from the annotation of a GenBank genome assembly. NCBI's taxonomy places the organism in Eukaryota, Metazoa, Nematoda, Chromadorea, Rhabditida, Rhabditidae.